This is a messenger RNA of Sitophilus oryzae (rice weevil), 1708 nucleotides long. RefSeq names its product fumarate hydratase, mitochondrial-like. The coding region runs from base 121 to 1611 and encodes 496 amino acids. Gene Ontology annotation, molecular function: fumarate hydratase activity. Gene Ontology annotation, cellular component: tricarboxylic acid cycle heteromeric enzyme complex; mitochondrion. Lineage: Eukaryota; Metazoa; Arthropoda; Insecta; Coleoptera; Curculionidae. The record is from RefSeq and is a predicted model, not a curated record. Gene Ontology annotation, biological process: malate metabolic process; fumarate metabolic process; tricarboxylic acid cycle. The transcript is spliced from 7 exons.
UGGUGGAUGUUGAAAAGUUAAAAGAAACGUCAAACUGGUUUAAAAAAAUUGUUAAAUAUUUUCUCUUGUAUUUUAGAGAGGGAUCGAGGUCAAGUGAUAAUAAAAUAACAAUUAUUAAAAAUGGUGCUUUCUCGUCUGGUAGGCAGUCGCCUAAAUGCGAGUGCCAACGCGCUGUUCAAGCUGCACAAAGACCAUUUAAUUCUGAAAGCCACAAUGGCCGAUUUUAGAAUUGAAAAGGACACUUUCGGCGAACUGAAAGUGCCUUCUGAUAGAUAUUAUGGGGCUCAAACAGUCCGUUCAACUAUCAACUUUGCCAUUGGUGGUGAAUACGAACGAAUGCCGUACCCGGUUAUAACAGCCAUGGGGAUAUUAAAGAAAGCCGCUGCUGAGGUUAAUAAAGACUAUGGUCUUGAUCCUAAAAUUUCAGAGGCUAUAUCGAAGGCUUGUGACGAAGUGAUCUCUGGCAAACUGUACUGUGAUCAUUUUCCAUUGGUUAUUUGGCAAACUGGGUCAGGAACUCAGACGAACAUGAAUUCAAAUGAGGUGAUCAGUAAUAGGGCCAUCGAGAUUCUCGGCGGGAAAUUGGGCUCAAAGACGCCAGUUCACCCCAACGAUCACGUGAACAAAAGCCAGAGCAGCAACGAUACAUUCCCCACUGCCAUGCACAUUGCCGUUGCCAUGGAGAUUGAACACACCCUAAUGCCAGGACUGACUAUGUUGGCGGAAUCUCUUGAUAAGAAAGCUAAGGAAUUUUGCGAUAUCAUCAAAAUUGGCAGGACUCACACUCAGGACGCUGUGCCCCUCACAUUGGGCCAGGAAUUCAGCGCAUACGUCACUCAAGUUCGCUUUGGCAUCGAAAGGGUUAAAACUACCCUUCCUCGUUUAUACAUGCUGGCCUUGGGCGGUACGGCUGUGGGUACCGGUUUGAACACAAGGAAGGGGUUCGCCGAAAAAUGCGCCGCCAAAAUAUCCCAACUUACAGGGUUGCCAUUCGUGACAGCUCCAAACAAGUUCGAAGCUUUGGCGGCCCACGACUCGCUGGUUGAAGUCUCUGGAGCCCUAAACGUUAUAGCUGCGUCAUUGAUGAAGAUCGCCAACGAUAUCAGAUUCCUAGCUUCCGGUCCGCGUUGCGGCUUGGGCGAACUCGCCCUCCCCGAAAACGAACCGGGAAGCUCCAUCAUGCCGGGCAAAGUGAACCCCACCCAGUGCGAGGCCGUUACCAUGGUAGCCGCCCAGGUAAUGGGCAACCACGUGGCCACGACCAUAGGCGGCUCCAACGGCCACUUCGAGCUCAACGUUUUCAAGCCCAUGAUGGUGGCCAACGUGCUCAGAUCCAUCAGACUCAUCGGCGAUAGUUCCAAGAGCUUCAGCGUUAAUUGUGUGGAUGGCAUCGUGGCCAACAGAGAUAGAAUCGAGAAGCUUUUGCACGAGAGUCUCAUGCUGGUGACAGCUCUGAAUCCGCAUAUCGGUUACGAUAAGGCUGCUCAGAUUGCCAAGACGGCUCACAAGGAGAAAUCCACCUUGAAAGAGACGGCUAUUAAGUUGGGAAUUUUGACUGAGGAACAGUUCAAGGAGUGGGUGAAGCCCGAAGAGAUGUUGGGGCCGAAGUGAAUUAUUUUUUAAAUGGUUAAUUUAAUUUUUUAAAGUGUAUUAUAUUAUUAUUGUUAUGUUGUUAACGAAUUAAUAAAAAGACGAAUUUUUAUUUUUA